AUGCGACACAAUGCUAAUGUGUCCACCGCAGCAGAGGGCAAGGCUCAAACAGCUUCAGGCUCAAGCACAAACAGUACCAGCAAUGACAAGGCCCAGGGGGAACCGUCAGUGCUCUCCAAAAUGGCAGAGUCGGCCGCGACUACGUUUGCCUCGAUUCUUGUAUUGGGACUCGGAUUCGCUGCCGCUGGAUAUAUUUACCACAGAAGCUAUAAGAUGCUCGUGGUAAACAAAAUGGUCCGCGCCUUUGAGCCCGGUGACCCUGUCCUUGAUCUGGCAGCUGUUGCGAAGGAUUUGCCGGCCCAUAGCGAGGCUAAUGAGGAACGCUGGGUGCAUCGCGACGAGCAGACCAUUGUCGAUGCUAUUGUCGAUGGCCGCGACGUUGGCCACUACUUUCUCAUGAUUGGCGAGAAGGGCGCCGGCAAGAGCAGCAUGCUGCUCGAGGCGAUGCGCAAGAUCAACGGUGAUGGCGUUUCCAUGUUUGAGGCUCAUGCAGAUCUCGAGGUCAUCCGCAUCCGCCUCGGAAAAGCCCUCAACUAUGAGUUCCACGAAGAUUACAUUGGUGGUUACUUUAGUGAGCGCGGCCCGCGCGAGUCGACCGCGCUGCUCGACAUUGAGCGCGCCCUCAACAAGCUGGAAAAAGUUGCCAUGAAGCUGCUCAAGAAGCGUAAGAAGCCGUUGAUCCUCAUCGUGAACCAGAUGCAUCUCCUGCGCGACGACGAUGACGGUCGCGACCUCAUUGAACUGCUACAGCAGCGGGCUGAGCAGUGGGCGGCCACCAAUCUCGUCACCAUGAUCUUCAACUCGGACGACUACUGGGUCUAUGAGCGCCUGAAGCAGCUGGCCACGCGCAUGGAAGUACUCCCCAUUACUGAUCUGCCCAAACAGCAAGCGGUCAGUGCUUUGCAGAAGUAUCGCCAACGCUACUGGGGAGAGUCACUCGACACCAAGCAGCUCGAGCAGGUGUACGACCGUGUUGGUGGACGAUUGAACUUUUUAAACAAGGUAGCUAAAAGUAGGGAUAUGCUGGCAACCUGUGAAAGCAUCAAGGAAAUCGAAAAGAGGUGGUUCCUGAACCAGUGCUGGAUCCUGGGCAUGGAAAUGGACGACGAUGUCAUGGAUCAGCAAAAGUGGGCGGCUGCCGCGAUGGUUCUCGCGCAGGCAUUAGUAGCCAAGGAGAAGGACAUGGACCUGAUAUACGACCCGGUCAUUGGCCAUAUUUUGCCCUCAUUCCCGUUUCACCUUGCCCAGGAACUGAUGACGCGGUGCGACUUCAUCCGGAAGCUGGACAGCCUCAACCUCUUCAGCAUCACAAGCAAGGCAGACGUGCGCGCCAGCAGUGUGCCCAUGCACAUUGCCUUCCAGGAGAUUUGCAGCCAGCCCGGCUUCGACAAGCAUCUGGAGCUGACGAUCCAGCGCAUUGCCGACAUUGAGAGCUUGGGCAGAACACGCGAGCUGGUGGCCAAGGAUCUGGUGCUCGGCGGGCAUUACGAGAUUGAGACUGGCCGGAAGGGCAUCACUGUACGAAUCAAGGAAGCCGAGAACAAAGACGAGUAA
Messenger RNA from Cordyceps militaris CM01, 1554 nucleotides. RefSeq lists its product as uncharacterized. The coding region runs from base 1 to 1554 and encodes 517 amino acids. The transcript has 2 exons. The record is from RefSeq and is a predicted model, not a curated record. Lineage: Eukaryota; Fungi; Ascomycota; Sordariomycetes; Hypocreales; Cordycipitaceae.